Solanum lycopersicum (tomato) is the source of this 446-nucleotide messenger RNA. Its product is annotated as dolichyl-diphosphooligosaccharide--protein glycosyltransferase subunit 4A. The record is from RefSeq and is a predicted model, not a curated record. NCBI's taxonomy places the organism in Eukaryota, Viridiplantae, Streptophyta, Magnoliopsida, Solanales, Solanaceae.
ACACUCUCGGAGGAAGAAAAAAUCGAAGAUCGUAACUUUUGGGUUCUUCGAAUUCUACACAAAUUUCACUAUGAUUGACGACCAGGACCUGGGUUUCUUUGCCAACUUUCUUGGUAUCUUUAUUUUUGUGCUGGUGGUCGCUUACCAUUAUGUGAUGGCAGAUCCCAAAUACGAAGGCAAUUGAAAGUCGUUACGUUAGAUUUAGCUUGGGCAAAAACAGUUAUGUUUAUUUGCCUUUGGCACAGCUCUAUAUGAUAGAUAUUGAAUUUUGAUGUGGCGAAACAGUUAUAAUUACUGAGCAUGGACUUGUAUGUGACUGCUUCUAUAAUUACUGAGCAUGGACUUGUAUGUGACUGCUUCUGGUCCAUAGAAACUUGGCUUAAAAUAGAGUAAACGAUGUUAUCUUUUCCUUUCUCCCGUUGCUUAAUAUAAUUAAUGUUUUAGAA